AUGAAGUUCAUAUCCCACGUCGCGCUGCUGGCCGCCGCCGGCCGUCUCAUUGUGAGAGCCGAUGAGCAAGUAGUGCUUACCAGCAGCGAAGAGCAGAUGUUGGCACCCAUGAAUGUGGCGAUUAUCGGCGCUGGAGCAGCAGGCUCGUCAACAGCAUACCACUUAGCCAGAUUCGCUACGGCAGCUGACAUUGCGGUCAACAUAACUGUCUUCGACCGGAAUGACUACAUUGGUGGCCGCUCUACCACCGUCUAUGCCUACAAUGACUCGCAAUAUCCUGUCGAGCUCGGAGCGAGCAUAUUCGUCAAGGUCAAUACCAUCUUGACCGAUGCGGUAGCCGAGUUCAACCUCACAACCUCUGGCAUGAUCUCUCGCACGGAUGACAUUCCUGGCGCCGAUAUAGGUGUCUGGGAUGGUCAGAACUUUGUAGUCGAGCAGAAUAGUGGUUCUUUGACAUGGUGGGAUACUACCAAAUUCUUGUGGCGAUAUGGCCUUGCUCCUGCCCGCACCAUGAAUCUGAUGAAGUCAACGACCGGCAAAUUCUUCAAGAUGUAUGAAGAGCCGUUCUUCCCUUUCGUGUCACUGACGAAGACUGUUCGCGAUCUGGAUCUACUGUCUGCGACAUCUGCAACAGGCGAAGAGUACCUCGCAAUAAACAACAUCGGAAGUGCCUUUGGUCACGACAUCAUUCAAGCUUCAACCCGUGUGAACUAUGCGCAGAAUCUCAAGUACAUCAAUGGUCUGCUGUCCAUGGUCUGCAUGGCCACUGAUGGCGCUGUGGCCGUCGAGGGCGGUAACUGGCAGAUCUUCGAUCAUAUGGUCAGUGCUGUCAACGCCCACAGAGUACUUGAUACCCCGGUAUCAGAUAUCAAGAGCGAUCACGAUGGUAGUUACACCUUGAACUUCCAACGAACCAGCACCGAAGGUAGGACGCAAAGCCUGACCCAGAGCUUCGAUGCCGUUGUUAUUGCUGGUCCCUACCAAUACGCCAAUAUCACGCUUGCACAAGGCAUCGACCAUACGCCGAAAAAGAUCAAAUACGUAACACUCCAUGUCACGCUCCUCACAUCGCCGCACCUCCUUUCGCCAGCCUUCUUCGCCCUACAGCCGGGCAAAGCAGUACCAAAAACAGUGCUCACGACCCUGUCACCAGACGAAGCUCCGCAGGCUGGACCCGCAGGUGUCGGCCGGCCAGGCUUCUUCAGCAUCUCCCUGCUCUCACCCGUCCCAAACCCAAAGACAGGUGGCCAGGAUUACCUUUACAAGAUCUUCUCGCCCGAAGCACCAGAUUCGACAUUCCUAUCGAGUUUGCUUGGUCUGCCAAAAGGUUCCGAAGCAGAGUCACCCAUCAGCGAACAGGACAUCUCCUGGAUCUACCGCAAGAUCUGGCAUAGCUAUCCUUACGAGAUCCCGAGGACAGAGUUCGACCAUAUACAGCUUCACGAUGAUCUUUGGUACACUGGAGGCAUGGAGAGCUUCAUCAGUACUAUGGAGACUAAUGCUCUGAUGGGGAAGAAUGUUGCUAAACUGAUAGUCGAUCAGAAGAUGGACAAGCUGAGGAUGAAGAGGGAGAGCUAUGCCACUGAUCUGCCGCUUGUGCUUGCUAGUGGUGCUACCUAA
Molecule: messenger RNA, 1620 nt
Organism: Recurvomyces mirabilis
Lineage: Eukaryota; Fungi; Ascomycota; Dothideomycetes; Mycosphaerellales; Teratosphaeriaceae
Exons: 3
Coding region: 1-1620 (539 amino acids)
Biological process (GO): prenylcysteine catabolic process; prenylated protein catabolic process
Molecular function (GO): prenylcysteine oxidase activity
Source: RefSeq, a predicted model, not a curated record